Messenger RNA from Bactrocera dorsalis (oriental fruit fly), 831 nucleotides. RefSeq lists its product as uncharacterized. The record is from RefSeq and is a predicted model, not a curated record. Gene Ontology annotation, biological process: spermatogenesis. The transcript is spliced from 2 exons. NCBI's taxonomy places the organism in Eukaryota, Metazoa, Arthropoda, Insecta, Diptera, Tephritidae. Bases 51 to 584 code for a protein of 177 amino acids.
AACUCAGAUAAUUUAUUAAUUUACAAACAAUUCGUCAACGUUUAUAAAUUAUGGGAGCACCUGAAUUGCCUGGAGAUCCUGGCGAGGAAGACGUACAUGCCACACAAACAAAUGUUCAGCAUCCUCCAGUGCCUAGUGAUGAUAGCGAUAAUGAAAUGAACACACUGGAUGCAUACAAUGGAUACCAGCCAUUAGCGACGGGCAACGAUGUUAACGAUCUCAACGAUGUAUCAAUGGAUGACAAUGACUCUAUAGACGAGGAUUCUGAAGAAACAGUGCAAUAUGUUGAUAACGCGAAUGCUGUAGAAAAUGCUGCUGUCAAUGAUAAUUUGCCACCGGUAGAGAGUGCUGAUGCUGAAAUCGAAAGACAAGUUUGGAGUCAACCACGUCCUCAUGAAUUACAAUUAGAAUUAGAUAAUAAUAAAACCACACAGAUUUUAAAUGUCAUGGCAAAUAUAACACUACCUAAUGCUGUAGUACCUGAAUGGGCCAACGGAGUGCCGGAAGAGCGGUGGAAAGCGGAACUGCUCGAACGUAUACGUCAACGUGGAGUUGUACGCCAAAAUGACGAUAAAUUAAUAUGAACUGCUAUGAAAGUUUCCAAUUGAUUAUAUGUAAUUAUUAUAGUUGUAUGUUUCUAUGUAGUUUGAGUUUAAGUAUAAAUAGUAUGUAUUUUAAAUAAAAGGGUUUGAAACAGCUGGUAUUAAUAGUUUCAACACAAAUAAUUUGUAUGUUUAGUGAUAUUGAUUACCAGAAAACAGAUUUGCAAAUAAUUCAUUAAAAAUAUAACUGAGUUAAUAUUGAAAUUACAUUUUUUUGUUAUUCCUAAAA